GACGAAGCAGAGCAAUUUUUCUCGUCAAGUUGAACUAUUCAUCAUCCAUUCUGCCAUCCCAACUUGCUACAGACAUUCUAGAAAUCUUGGUGCCCAAACCCGAAUCCAAAAACCCAAACGCCCAUGCCCGUUAUGCUCCAAGUAAAACAGCCUCUCUCUCCCCCUUCCCGCCACGACUCGGACUACUCCAACGCCGCCAGGGCCCGCUCCCUGAUCAGGUCCUUCUCGCAGUCAAACGACUGCGGGCUCAGAUAUGUCACCACACGAAGCUGGUUCUUGGCCAGCGCGCAGCCGACAUAGUAGUGGGACCCGCACCUGUCGUCGAGCGUCUUCUUUCCACUGUGCAAAGUCCACAUAUUAGCUAAGAUGCCGCCUCAUAGUUGUCGACCUGCGUCAUGUCUGCCCUCCUCGUCGAGAAGUAUCCGCGCAGGCGAGACAGCACCUCGGUGUCGCUCUUGCAGAAGUACGUUGGCGACACGUACAUCUUGGCCGAGACGGGCUUCCCGGCACCAAGGGUGUAGUAGAAUCCCGGGCUGGCACGGCCGGGCGCAUCCUCAGGCAGCUGGUCAGGUGCGUCCGCCAGGAAUGCAAGCCAGAAAUCCUUCAUGUCCGCGAGCGCCUGCUCGCCGAGACCAUCCUCGCUCAGCCGCCCGCCCAUCGUCAGGCAGUCCAUCAUGUACUCAAGGCUCGUGUGCCGCGCCCGGAUGUACAACUUGACCCGCGCCCUCGACGGCUCCAGGCAGUCGAUGGAGAGGAUGCCCGUCUCGAAACCCCAGCGCGCUGUGCCCUCGUCCAGGUACUGCAGCAGCGGCUCGCACCCCAGGGACUCGUACUGCGCCUUGGGGAGGCUGCGGAUGGCGCGCUGGACGAGCUCAAGGUUGCUGAUGCCCAUCUCGAGGGCCUUGAGGCCCGGGUAGAUGUACAUCUUCAUCACAGGCCCCGUCUUCUCGAUGUCCAGGGCGACCACAACCCCAGCCUUGGGCGUUGUCUCCUCGAUGAACACCUCGGCUGUCUUUUCACGCUUCAUAUCCCGCGAUGGCAGGAUCGCCUUGGUGAAGUGGUCGUACCACUCCAGGUCCAGCCCGGGAACCAUGCCCUGGUCCCUGAGCCUCUGGAUCCAGGCGUCUGUCGCGAAAGAGUUGAGCGGGUCCAAAUCUGUACCGGCGUGCGGGCCGAUGCACUCGAACGAGUACCUGACGGUGCCGUUGUUGCCAUUCCCCCACUCCCACGAGAAGUCGAUUGGUGUUGAGUCCGGAGUACCUGGGCUUCUCCAUCCCCGGACGUUGCCUUGUGCGUCGGGGGCCUUGCCCAGCUCUGGUGCGACGAAGAGGGCAUAGAAGAUCAGUUCUUUGUACUGCUCCGUUGCGCUGUACCCGGCCCUCUGGAUGAGCUUGGCGAACAUUCGACCUGUCCGGUCCCACCAGUACUGUGUGUCCUCAUUUCGGAACUGGAUGGUGGCAUUCACCGUCUCCCAUGGCUGGGGGGUGUCUAGGUCCAAUGGUCUCUUGAUGCUGAUGACCUUGGUGUGGUGCUCUUGCUCGAGCUCCGUCUUGUCCUUUGGCAGGGCCAAGGCCGCGGGCACACGACUGAUGACUUGCAUCCUGGAUGACGGGAGAUAUAUACAGCAACAGACUAAAGGUUCCUUGUUGGUUCUGGUAUUUUGGAACGAAAAGUGGGAAACUUGGAGAGAAUGGAAUAGAGACGGGACUGGAAGUCAUCGAGAAGGGCGCGAGAUCGUCCAUGUCUCUAAUACUCGCUCCCACUAUACCCAGGCCAUGAUGGCGAUCCAUUGCUUUCGAGCCCGACGAGGCGGGUAAACUCCUUCGCCCAUUGGUCGUGCCUGUUGAGUAUGCUGGAGUCCUCCAAGGAUCUUCAGGCCCUUCUCUCAGAGGGGCAAGUCUUCGAAACGGGAAGGAUGUGGCGAUCCACCCACACGGGCGAGCCCCUCGUCAAAGGUGGGCCAUGAUCUUGUUCGACGCAUGGGGCAGCCGUAUUGGGUCACAGUUGGUCAACAAGCUGGGGGUAAGCCCUGCGAUGAGAUGACCGUGGUACGGGCACUAGGUUGGACUCCAGCAUCAUCCGUCUACGCUAUCAAAUCGCAAGGCCCUUGCUUCUUGUGCCGAAAAGAGAUGUCAGGCCGAUUAUUGGGAGGCUUCCAUCUUCUCAUGGCCCUGAUUUCCUCUCUCUAUGCGCCGAGAUGCACCCGGCCUCCCUCUAUAUCCACCGAGAUACACCCGGUCAUCCAGGCUUUAUGGCUUAUGGCCGAGAUCCAGUUGCCCAGGUGAUUACGACUCGAGACUUUCCACAUUGAUACAUCAACUGUGUAGUGUACAUCCGAUAUCCGGACUCGCCUGGUAUACAGCCAGCGUUUUCCGCACUCGGCUGGGUAUGCCGGACCAGCGAGGUUGCAAGGCUCGAACUUCCAGAAGCAUUAGAUAACGGCCAAGGAGAUCUAAAGUUUCGCAGACAGAUCCGACCGUGCGAUGACGGCUGGGCUGACGUCGUACCGGAUUGGCCUCAAACGCGUGGGUACCCUCCAUCCGGGCAUGCCCUGGCCCACCACGUUUCGAGGUGGUACCGUGAUAAGGAAAGCUUAAGACUGCAAACAACUCUUGUCAAUCAGUGUAUUUCUUUGUUGUCAUGCUAGCCAUCACCGUUAUAGCGGGCCAUCGAUACGAUCUCAUAUCGCGGCUGGUGGACCGAGUCAUACCUGUCCCCACGGGGAGGAGGCUCAAGGGUUCAAAAGUUCGAGGACCCGCCCAGUCACAGGCAGGACCCUCUUUAUCCCUCCAGCCUUUAUCACCUGCCCAAAACCAAUUUACAAGGCUGAAUCAGCUCUUCCUCGGUAUCGGAAGCUGAGGGCCCUCCAGAUAAGCAGGGUCAACAAGAACAGAAUCGGUGAGAUGACUCGCGGCGCUCUUUGGGCUCUCGUGUGACAGAGAGGCAACGGCGCAAAAUGGAAAAGAUGUACGCCGUCAACUCAUGUACUCGAUGGCCAUCAUUCGAAAGCGUUUCGUUGAAAAUAUCGGGCACGGUGAGGACCCACCACUCGGUGUCUGCGGGAGUUCCCCUUCGUACUUGUACACAAGGGACGCAUGCUUGCCCUCUAGGGACAACUGCCUAUCAUAUUGGGGUGAUUACAGGACAUGAUAAUUGGGGGUAAGAGAUAGACGUGCGUGUUAAUGCUGUCUCGGAGUAAGGGAACUGUAACCCGACAACUGAUCGCCACUUGCGCUCUCAUCCUCAUGCUCACUCUCCUCUCUGGUGAACAAGCGUGAGUGAAAACACCGAAGAUGGAGCACCUCACAGGAAUCGGGGGGAUGUUAUCGCUAAAGAGUGUCCCUCUGUACUGCCUGGCUGCGAUACUGCUGUUCGCGACCGGCAAGGUGUUCUAUAACCUCUUCCUACACCCGCUCAGGAAGUACCCGGGGCCCUUCUGGGCCGGGUCGACGAGGGCCUACUACCUCUGGUACGACGUCCGCGGGCACAGCCACUGGAAGGUGAACGAGUGGCACCAGAAGUACGGGCCGGUGAUCAGGAUCGCCCCGGAUGAGCUCUCAUACACAGACAGCCGCGCCUGGCCGGCCAUCUACGGGUUCCCGAACAAGGAGGGCACGGGCAACUUCGAGAAGGACCCGCAGUGGUGGAACAAGACCGUCACGGGCGUCGUCAACAUCCUCGACGCCGACGACGCGGGCCACCGCCGCAUGCGGCGCCUGCAGAACCCGGCCUUCAGCGACAAGGCGCUGCGCGCGCAGGAGUCUGUCAUCUGCGGGUAUGCGUCGCUGCUGGUUCACAAGCUGCAUGGUCUGUGCAGUGGCGGCGGCAGUGCCGUGGUGGACAUGACGUCCUGGUAUAAUUUUACUACCUUUGAUAUCAUCGGCGACUUGGCCUUCGGCGAGCCCUUCUACUGCCUGCAGAAUGCAGAAUGGCACUGGUGGCUCCAGGCCGUGUUCGACAUCUUCAAGGCGGGCACGAUGCUCCGGGCGGCGCGCCGCUUCCCCGAGCCGCUGGCGACGCUGCUGUGCCUCUUCAUCCCGCGGCAGCUGAUCCAGACGCGCAAGGAGCAGUUCGCGUUCGGCAUGCAGAGGGUCGACAAGAGGCUGCAGCAGACGACCGACAGGCCUGACUUCAUGUCAUACAUCCUCAACGCAGAAGGCGAAAAGGGCAUGACCCUAGAGGAGACGUACACGGCCGCGCAGGUCCUGAUCGUAGCAGGCAGCGAGACGUCGGCCACGGCGCUGUGCGGGUCGACGUACCUGCUGCUGUCGAACCCGGACGCGCUGGCCCGGCUCACGGCGGAGGUCCGGGGCGCCUUCAAGACCGGCGCCGAGAUCCUGCCCCACGCCACGGCGGCGCUGCCGUACCUCAACGCCGUCGUCGAGGAGGCCCUGCGGCUGUGCCCGCCCGGCCCGGGCACGUUCCCCCGGCGCGUCCCCGAGGGCGGGCGCGUCGUCUGCGACCGGUUCGUUCCGGGUGGCGUGGCCGUCGGCGUGCACCAGGUGGCGACGCACCGGGACCCGAGGAACUUUGUCAGGCCGCUUGAGUUCAGGCCCGAGAGGUGGCUUGGGGACCCCGAGUUCGAGGGGGAUAACCGGGCUUGUUUCCACCCCUUCUCGUUUGGACCUAGGAAUUGCAUCGGGAAGAACCUGGCGUACGCCGAGACCAGGACCGUCCUGGCGAGGAUGUUCUGGCACUUCGACAUGGCGCUGCACCCGGAGAGCGCCGGCUGGCUGGACAGGCAGAAGACGUACACGACGUGGCAGAAGGACGAGAUGAAGGUCGAGAUCAGGCCGCGCGCUGCUGCGGCGUAGGUCAGGAGAAGGGGCCGUACCUGCCUACCUACCUACCUACCUACCUACCUACCUGCCCUGGCUGAGGCUUGCCUCUGUCCUACUCUUGUCAACCAGUGUAGACCGGGGCGGGGGGGAGAGGUCUUCUCAUGUGCUUGCUUGCUCGACUUGAGCGGGGCGUUUUGAGUGAGGAGGACAGCGGCCGGGUGUAAAUCUGUCCCCGCGCUUCGGUCGUCGUCUUUUCCUCGUUCGUUCUUGGGGCACGGUUGAGCGGUAUACACACUCGCUCGGGACCUGUGUGUGAUGUGGUUGUGUCGUCUCCCUGCUCUGCCCGUACCCCUCCCCCUCCCCCCGGGCCCGCCCACAUCAGCACAUCGGGCAUCUGGUACCUGGUUCGAGCGUCACGUCUCGGGUCGCGCGGCCUGGAGGGUAUAUAAAAUCAGAUUCAUGAAUAAUAUAAACAUGGAAUCCCCAAAAGAAUUUUCGUCAGAAGUAUCCCGAGUCCUAAGUCCGAGUCCCUGGUAUCCCAUCGCAUUUCCCAAAAAAAACCAACAGAGGUCACCCAGCUCGUGAAACCAGAAUGUUGUCGUCGAAAUGCCCCCUCUUGGAAUUUCCGUAGAAAGACCAGCCAUCUGUCUAAGAAACCAAUAAGAAGAAACUACUAUAAGCGCCGGGGCAUCAGUGAUUGGUGUCUCCAACUCCACAAACGCCUUGCGGAGGUGAGAAAUCGUCCAAACAUGGUCGUCAGUCAAUAUCACUUUCAUAUAAGCGCCAAGGCGCCCGUGAGCCUCAGUGCCGUGGGCGGCGUGGUCCCCCUUCCCGCUCACUUCCCUCCUCAGCCCUUGUCCUUUCAAUGGCUGUACCCAUAACUAUGCGGCGUCGGAUGGCUCGGAUAGUUACCACCGCGACCCUUGGCAUAGUCUGCCGGGUUAUACGGGGCAUACGCGUUCUGCGCCUGCGCCGAUUUCGAAUCGCGCCUCUUGACGGCGUCCGCCCCGGCGCUGUGCUCCUCGGGCGUCUCCUUGUGCGUCGCCAGCUCGGACGCGAAGCCCUGGUGCUCCAGGCCCGGCGACUGGAACCCGCCGCCGCCGGAGACGUCGGACGACACGGACGUGGGCCUGGAGGUGUUGGCCUGCGAGGCGGCCUGGCUCUGGGACCAGCGCCAGUCGCCGGCGGGCUGGGGCGACGUGCGCGACGAGGAGUGGACCGAGGCCAUGUCCGAGUUGUUGUAGGUGGGGGACGGCUGCGGGGGCUGCAGCCGCGGUGAGGCCUGGGGGUACGAGAAGUCGCCGGGCAUCUCGACCGGGAAGCUGUUGGUGCCGGGCUGCGGCUGCUGCUGGGCGGGGAGCUCUGCGUGUGUCGGCUGCGCAAAUGCUGGGUGGAGGUGUGCUGGUGGUGGACUUCCAUACGGGGCAGACCAGUGUGGGUUUUGCUGCAUGGGUGUGCCGCUCUUCUGGUACUGGUGCGAAGCCGGUCGGGGGAUCUGGUACGGCGUGGGUGGCGGUGACAUGGAGCCGGGCUGGUGAUACAUGGAGGUGGGAGAGGGCCUAGGGGACACCUGGGCGUCUGGUACCGUCACGGUCCGGUCGUUGGGGUUGAUGGUCUUGAGCUUGCCGUCCUCGAUCAUGGCGUGCAGCACCCCGGCGUCGAGAAGUUCGGCCUUCUUGAUUAUCCGCGAAACCAUCUCCUUGGAAGCAGCCUUCAUCUGCGCCUUGACAAACGACAUGACCGCUACAUUACACUUGAUCUCGACGUCAUCGCGAAGGUAGAGCCCGUCGCUAGGGGCGCCCAGGGAGGCCAGGCCGAUCUCAGGCUGCUCGGGGGGCUCAACACCAGGCUGGUUGCCGGAGAUUCGAUACUUGUUCCUCAGGUCGACGUUCAUGGGGGCGUAGAUGUGAGUCUGCAGGCCCCACGGCAUGUCGUGGAAGCAACCGUUGAAGGAGAUUUUGCCGGAGCCCAUCUUGCCGAGGCCUGGGACAUACUGGAUCCUCUGGUUGAUCUCAUACCAGGUGCUGUAGUACUCAUCCGAGGCAGCUUUCUGGGGCGCCUUGAUGGGCUUGUGGUCGAGGACCAGGGGAUUCAGGGUGAUGACCUCUGAAUGGCUGUGAAGGAUGUCGAUGGCGAGCUGGCGCGGGAUGAACCCCGGGAUCGGAGUGACGAUUGUGUAGGCCUCCUUCUUGCGCAGCAUGCUAGACAUUGUGAGCGAUGGUCAGGUGCCUGGCGGCGCGGCGCGGCGGGUACGGGUUGGGAGGUUGUAGGGCUGAGACAAGAUGGACGUUGGAGGAGGCAGGCGGCGGGGGUCGGCGAGGAGAUAAAUCACAUGCGGCUGGGUCACGGCUGAAAUGGAACCACAAGGUGGAGGACUAACAUUUGUCUUAAGAUUGGCAGGACGGGAGAGGGAAUCGAAUCCUCCACCAAUUUAGGCUUUUGGCCUUUUGGCGCAAGACCCCUGAAACUUGGACCUGGUCGACGUCGUGGCUGGGAGGCCGGGUCGGUUGGUGCUAGUCGAGGGCCGUUUCUGGGCACGAGGCUUGCUUGGUCGUGCUGGGCGGCGGGGGAGAUGGUGUGUUGGAAACCUUGCAGAAGAAUAUGAAAGGUUGGGCUGUUGUUGGAGGAGCGAGGCGAGAUCAAGUAGGCAGGCGGUAGGCAGACUGUUCGUCAGGCCGGGAGUGACGGUACGAGGGAGGGGCAAAUGGUCGAGUCGAGCGAAACCAGUCAAGCGGCCGCCGUGAUUACGCUCUGGGCAUGACGAAAGGGCGAGAGGGCGAGCGGGCCGGGGGCAAUGUGCGCGCAGAGGAAUGUGAUUACGCGUGUAAACGGCACAGCAAGGAGCUUUGUGGGUUGUGGUUGUGGGUUAUGAGUUGUGAGUCGUCGUUGGUUUGGUUUUCUGGGUCCUGUUGGUUGCAGUCUAUUGAUUGUUGGAGGGGUGGGGGAGGGGAG
Diaporthe batatas is the source of this 7733-nucleotide messenger RNA. RefSeq lists its product as uncharacterized. Bases 3294 to 4814 code for a protein of 506 amino acids. The transcript has 10 exons. NCBI's taxonomy places the organism in Eukaryota, Fungi, Ascomycota, Sordariomycetes, Diaporthales, Diaporthaceae. Gene Ontology annotation, molecular function: oxidoreductase activity, acting on paired donors, with incorporation or reduction of molecular oxygen; monooxygenase activity; heme binding. The record is from RefSeq and is a predicted model, not a curated record.